Messenger RNA from Pipistrellus nathusii (Nathusius's pipistrelle), 1923 nucleotides. The record is from the annotation of a GenBank genome assembly. Lineage: Eukaryota; Metazoa; Chordata; Mammalia; Chiroptera; Vespertilionidae.
AUGAAGGAGAAGUCCAAGAACGCGGCCAAGACACGGAGGGAGAAGGAGAAUGGCGAGUUCUACGAGCUGGCCAAGCUGCUGCCGCUGCCCUCGGCCAUCACCUCGCAGCUGGACAAGGCGUCCAUCAUCCGCCUCACCACCAGCUACCUGAAGAUGCGCGCCGUCUUCCCCGAAGGUCUUGGAGACGCGUGGGGACAGCCGAGCCGCGCGGGGCCCCUGGACAGUGUGGCCAAGGAGCUGGGGUCGCACUUGCUGCAGACCCUGGACGGCUUUGUGUUCGUGGUGGCGUCGGAUGGGAAGAUCAUGUACAUCUCGGAGACGGCCUCCGUGCACCUGGGCCUGUCCCAGGUGGAGCUCACGGGCAACAGCAUCUACGAGUACAUCCACCCGUCCGACCACGACGAGAUGACGGCCGUGCUGGCGGCCCACCAGCCCCUGCACCCCCACCUGCUCCAAGAGUACGAGAUGGAGCGGUCCUUCUUCCUCCGCAUGAAGUGCGUCCUGGCCAAGCGGAACGCGGGGCUGACGUGCAGCGGGUACAAGGUCAUCCACUGCAGCGGGUACCUGAAGGUGCGGCAGUACCUGCUGGACAUGGCGCUGUACGACUCGUGCCACCAGGUGGUGGGGCUGGUGGCCGUGGGCCAGUCGCUGCCGCCCAGCGCCGUCACCGAGGUCAAGCUGCACAGCAACAUGUUCAUGUUCCGCGCCAGCCUGGACCUCAAGCUCAUCUUCCUGGACUCCCGGGUGACGGAGCUGACGGGGUACGAGCCGCAGGACCUGAUCGAGAAGACCCUGUACCACCACGUGCACGGCUGCGACGCCUUCCACCUGCGCUGCGCGCACCACCUCCUGCUGGUGAAGGGCCAGGUGACCACCAAGUACUACCGGCUGCUGUCCAAGCGGGGCGGCUGGGUGUGGGUGCAGAGCUACGCCACCGUCGUGCACAACAGCCGCUCCUCCCGGCCCCACUGCAUCGUGAGUGUCAAUUAUGUCCUCACGGACAUCGAGUACAAGGAGCUGCAGCUGUCCCUGGACCAGGUGGCCACGGCCAAGUCCCAGGACUCCUGGCGGGCCGCCCUGUCUACCUCCCAGGACACACGCAAGUUAGCUAAAGCCAAAUCCGCGAAGGCGAGGACGAAGCUGAGAACAAACCCGUACCCUCCGCAGCCGUUCAGCCCGUUCCCGGUGGAGAGGCUGGAGUGCGGCCAGCUGGCACACUGGAGGGCCAGCCCCCCCUCGGACGCCGCGGGCCCCCCGGAGCCGCAGCUGCACCCCGAAGGCGGCGAGCUCCUGUACCCUCCGCCCUACGGCCUGCCCUUCUCCUACCGCUACGGACACUGCCCCCUGGACCCCCACGUCUUCGGCGGCAAGAAGCCCGUGCUGCCCGCCAAGCUCGGGCCCCAGGGGUCCCCGUGCGAGGUCGCCCGCUUCUUCCUGAGCGAGUGCCAGUGGCACUACGCCAACCCCCUGGUGCCCGGCAGCCCGGCGCCCGCCAAAACCCUCUCAGAGCCGCCGCCGAACACCGCCCGGCACAGCCUGGUGCCCAACUACGAAGCGCCCGCGCCCCGCAGGUUCGCCGAGGACCCCGCGCCGCCGCCGCCGCCGCCGCCGCCGAGCUUCCCGAGCUGCGGCCGCUUCCGCGAGGGGCCCGCCGCCGCCAAGGCCGCCCGCCCGCCGGGCCCCGCGCAGCUGCCCUUCGUGCUGCUCAACUACCACCGCGUGCUGCGCCGCGGGCCGCUGGGGGGCGCUGCGCCCGCCCCGCCCGGCCCGGCCCGCGGCCCGCCCGCCCCCGAGGCCGCCGCCGCCGCCGCCGCCGCCGCCGCCGCGCUCCGGCCCCGGCCGCCCGGCCCCGCCGCCAACGCGCCCGCCGCGCCGCUGCCGCACUACCUGGGCGCCUCGGUCAUCAUCACGCACGGCAGGUGA